Phlebotomus papatasi is the source of this 3810-nucleotide messenger RNA. RefSeq names its product NADPH oxidase 5 (gene Nox). Gene Ontology annotation, molecular function: superoxide-generating NAD(P)H oxidase activity; calcium ion binding. The record is from RefSeq and is a predicted model, not a curated record. Gene Ontology annotation, biological process: superoxide anion generation; defense response. The coding region runs from base 64 to 3723 and encodes 1219 amino acids. The transcript has 10 exons. NCBI's taxonomy places the organism in Eukaryota, Metazoa, Arthropoda, Insecta, Diptera, Psychodidae. Gene Ontology annotation, cellular component: NADPH oxidase complex; plasma membrane.
GAUUCGAUCGGAGCUCGUGACUGUCUUAAGUGUGGUCAUCUUCGGGUGUUGGGGGCAUUAUAUAUGGAGAAUCAGAAUCAAGUGAAGAAGGUAUCCUUUUCGGAUGAACUGUGCAGUGAUAGUGCCAUGAGUGGACCAAUGGACUUUGCCAGAAGGCAGAAUCAGGCCUACAUGAGUGCCAUGCAUAAAUCGCCUGAUCCUGCCCAAGUUGAGCUCCAGCGGAGCUCUUGUGGGGAAGGGAAGGCAGUGGAUGUUGUGGAUUCGAGGAGUGCUACAGUGAAACCCUUCAGUGACACGUACAAGACCUUCUUCUCAUCACCCACGCACCCAGAGGAGGUCAAGAAAGACACCUCCUCCCCUCAAGAAUGCAGUGUGAUGGAGCUAGAGGUCAAAAGGGACAAACUCCGUUGGCUCCUCAUAUCUGAAUGCAGUGUCCUGCUAGGUGAGGACAAGCUCACCUUCGAGGGCUUCCAGAAAUGUUUCAAGAAUCAGAAAUUUCUGCGGAAUUUCUUUAGGCUGUUUGAUCUGGAAAAUGAGGAUACACUGUGCCAGGAAAAGUGGAUUGAGCACCUCAAAGGUAGGCUCACAGAAGAGAAGCAAAUUGACUUUGCUGAACAGCUGGAAUCUGUGGCUUAUGUCCUCUGUGGCGAGGGAAAGAUCUCUUUUGAGAAAUUCUGCGAGAUCUGGCAUGCCAAGGGGAUUCUGGACAAACUCUAUCGAUUGAUCGAUACGGAUUCCCUGCAUCAGGUGUCUACGCAUCAGAUCAUGGAAUUCAUAUCAAAUCUCACGAAUGCACGGCCCAAGACGGGCUUCGAUAAGAGCUCUCUGGAUCGCCUUGAACAUCUCUUCCGGAAAACUGUCGGUAAUGAACGGGAAAUUCGACGGGAAGACUUCAAGAAAAUCGUCACGUCGAAGAAUCCCUUCUUCACGGAACGUGUCUUCCAGAUUUUUGACAAGGACAAUUCAGGAUCCAUUUCCCUGCAGGAAUUCAUUGAUGCCAUGCAUCAAUUUGCCGGACAGUCGCCAGAGGAUAAGAUCAAGUUUCUCUUCAAGGUGUACGACCUCGACGGAGACGGCUUGAUUCAACACCGUGAGUUGCAGCAUGUGAUGCGAGCAUGUAUGGAUGAGAAUGGGAUGAAGUUCUCCCAGGAGCAAGUUGAGGAUCUGACUAUGGCGAUGUUUGAGGAUGCUGAUCCCUACAAUCGCGGUGCCAUUACCUAUGAAGCCCUCAAGAAUCAACUGGAGAAGCAUGGUGGUCUCCUUGAGAAUCUCAGUAUCAGCAUUGACCGAUGGCUCGUGCCAUUGCCUCAGGAGACAACGCGAAAGGUCAAAAAACCACUGCCUCAUCAGCUGACAACUCCCUAUCUCAAGAACAACUACGUCUACCUGAGCUUCCUCUGUCUCUUCGUGGCCAUCAACAUAGGAUUGUUCAUCUCCCGAGCCAUUCAGUACCGCGAGAGCAAUGGAUUCGUGAUUCUGGCCAGAGCCUGUGGACAAUGCUUGAACUUCAAUUGCGCUUGGGUUCUUGUUCUUAUGCUUCGUCAUACGAUCACUUUUCUGAGAACCAGAGGAUUCGGAGCUUUAAUUCCUCUGGAUCAUCAUAUUUAUCUACAUAAGCUCACGGGAGUCCUAAUUGCUGGCUUCAGUCUCGUCCACACGAUCAUGCAUCUCUUCAACUUUACGUUACUCGUCGUGAACGAUCCGGUGGUCAACCAUGGAAAUUAUUCAUCAGCCACUUGGAUCUUCACAUCAAAACCUGGACUAUUUGGCCUUAUUCCUGGCUAUGCUAACCCCACUGGGAUAGCUUUAGUCUUUAUUCUGGCCGUUAUGUUCAUCUGCUCUCAACCCUUUGUCCGUAGAGGCGGAAGCUUUGAAAUCUUCUACUGGACCCAUCUUCUCUAUUUGCCCUUCUGGUUUCUUGUCCUAAUUCAUGGACCGAACUUUUGGAAGUGGUUUAUCCUACCAGGACUCAUCUACACCUUCGAGAGGGCUCUCAGAUUGAUUUGGAUGCGAUCUCAGCGAGGGAAAACCUACAUCUCAUCUGGAUUGCUUCUUCCUUCCAAAGUUACUCAUUUGGUCAUCAAACGUCCUCCUCAUUUCUACUUUCGUCCUGGAGAUUACGUUUUUGUCAACAUCCCAGCCAUUGCCAAAUACGAAUGGCAUCCUUUUACCCUAAGUAGCGCUCCUGAACAGGAAGACUACAUGUGGCUGCAUAUCCGAGCGGUUGGAGAGUGGACAAAUCGCCUCUACAGUUACUUCGAAAAAGAACAGAAUCGUCUGCAUAGCGGAGAAAUCCCACCAUCGACAUCUCAAGACAUCCUCCGAAAUGCCCCUAAGAAGACUACCAACAUGACCGUAAUGGAGAAAGUCAGUGAAUCAAUGGAACCCAAUGGAGAGACUUCUGAAGAGAAAGUUACCAAAAAUCUCCCUGGAACUUCCAAAUUAGCCCUGGAUAACUCAAAACCUGUGAAAUUCGAACGACAGAUCUCUGAAAGGACUGCUAUUAAAAAGAUCCAAGCAUCAAUCCAGAGGACCUUUUCCAAUGCCGAGAAACAGAAGAAUGCACAAAAUGGCGAAUACUGGAAUGAAGGAUUCACAAUGAAACCAGAAGCUGAACCAGCCAGACCUGCCGUUCCCAGAAAACUAACACCUGAGAAGAAUUUGAGGAUGCUCCUGUUCAACAACAAGGCUCCACUUGAAAAGUCCCUCUCGAUGCCGGACGUCAACAAUCGGGUUAAGAAACGAGAGAGAUUGAUGGUAUUAAGAGAAUACAUGCGAUCAGAAUCCGAGAGAUCUUUCGACGAAGGACAAAUUCGCAAGGCUCGAUUGCAAUCCCUAGGGUUAGCUUAUCUAAGUCCUCAGAAUAAAUCUCUGGCCCAGAGCUUCAGAUACAUGCGUAAUAAGCCUACAAUCAUUGCCUUCAAGACGCCCAGUUUGGAGAGCUGCGAACAGAGGCAGUCAACAAACUCAAUCGGAUCUAUGAUUGUCUCUCCCGGAAUGUACACCCAAAAGGAAGCAGAGGAGGGCAAGAUCCUAAGACGCCUUGGAAAUGAAGAAUCUGGCGAGCGAGGUCCUCGAGCAGUGAACUAUCCCGUCGGAAAGCCUCUUGAAAUCUUUAUUGAUGGACCGUAUGGAGCACCAUCGAGUCACAUCUUCCGAGCUCAGCAUGCAAUCCUCAUUGCCACAGGAAUCGGAGUCACUCCCUUCGCUUCCAUCCUCCAAUCUAUCAUGCAUCGCUACUGGAAGGCUCGACACUCCUGCCCACGCUGCAACUUCCAGUGGUCCAGUGAGAUUCCGCAGAGUGUCAUGAAUCUGCGAAAAGUGGACUUUUUCUGGAUAAAUCGCGAUCAGAGGUCCUUUGAGUGGUUCGUGAAUCUCCUGUCGCAGCUGGAGAUUGAGCAGGCUGAACUUGGUGGUGCCAUGGAGCGCUUCCUGGACAUGCACAUGUACAUCACGAGUGCUCUCCAGAAGACAGACAUGAAGGCAGUUGGUCUUCAGUUGGCUCUUGAUCUUCUGCACCAGAAGGAAAAACGAGAUUUGAUCACUGGCCUGAAGACCCGUACAAAUGCCGGACGUCCCAAUUGGGACAAAGUUUUCAAGCAAAUCCAGGAUCAGCAGCGUGGAAAGGUCACAGUCUUCUACUGUGGACCUCCUCAAUUGGGCAAGACCCUUCGCUACAAAUGCGAUCAAUAUGGAUUCUCCUUCCGGAAGGAGAUCUUCUAGGCCCCCCAAAAGCUGCCCCCGUAGAAAAAAACGAGAUUUUUGUACGAUUUUUCUUUGUUAUUUAUUUGAAAUAAAAAAAUAAACUAC